CGGGUCUCUGGCGAUGAGGCAGCAACUGUACCACUGCGCCACUGUGCCGCUCAGAAUUAUAUAACGGUUUCCUCUUCCAUAAACGCACCCAAUAUGUGCUAGUAAUGUCCUGUUUGCCAGCUUGUUGACCCUCUGUGUUCCCCUCCUGCAGGGUUUAGGAGCCGUUGCUGUGGACGGAGAGAGACGGGAUGCUCCGGGGACUAACCAUUGAGGGCGGUCAGGGAGCCGAUGAGCCCCCCCAUCAGUCUGCUCAGUGUGUGGGCUGAGCUUCGAGGGGGUAAGCAUAGAUGGAGGACCACGUGAUGGGGCACAACAAGGAGAAGCGUUAUGAGUGUGACGUGUGUGGCAAGGCCUGGCAGAAGCCGAGCCUGCUGGAGAUCCACCGGCCGGUACACACUGGAGAACACCCCUUCGACUGCGUGGAGUGUGGGAAGAGCUUCACCCGCUCCAGCAACCUGCUGCAGCACAACCGCCUGCACUCCGGCGAGCGGCCCUUCACCUGCUCCGACUGUGGCAAGAGUUUCAAGACGGAGAAUCACCUGAAGGUGCACCAGUGGGUGCACACGAGCAAGGAGCCCUAUUGUUGCUCCACCUGCGGCAAGAGCUUUACCCGGGUGUAUGGGCUGCGGGAUCACCAGCGAGUGCACAGCGAUGAGCGGCCGUUCACCUGCUCCGACUGCGGAAAAGGCUUCAAGUCGUCGCCGGACCUGAAGCAGCACAGGCGCAUGCACACUGGGGAGCGGCCCUACACUUGCAAUGACUGCGGCAAGGGCUUCACCCAGUUCAGAAACCUGCGGGUGCAUCAACGCACCCACACCGGCGAGCGUCCCUACACCUGCACCCACUGUGGUAAGGGCUUCACCCACUCCACCAGCCUGCUGACCCACCAGCGCAUCCACACCGGGGAGCUGCCCUACACCUGCAGCGACUGCGGCAAGGGCUACACCCGCUCCGACAGCCUGCAGUACCACCAGCGCACCCACACCGGCGAGCGUCCCUACACCUGCGCCCAGUGCGGCAAGUGCUUCACUAAGUCUAGUCACCUGCUGAUGCACCAGCGCACCCACACCGGCGAGCGCCCCUAUACCUGCGGCCAGUGCGGCAAAGGCUUCACCCGUUCCUCGCAUCUGCUGAACCACCAGCACACCCACACCGGUGAGCGCCCCUACAUAUGUACCCAGUGCGGCAAGGGCUUCACCCAGUCCUGUCACCUGCUGGUGCACCAGCGCACCCACACUGGCGAGCGCCCCUUCACCUGCGCCCAGUGUGGCAAGGGCUUCACCCAAUCCUAUCAGCUGCUGAUGCACCAGCGCAUCCAUGCCGGCGAACGCCCCUACAACUGCGCCCAGUUUGGCAAGGGCUUCAUCUGCUCCACCCAGCUGCUGUCCCACCAGCGGGUGCACGCCUGCGACCGUCCCGUCUCCAGCCCGGUGUGUAAAGAGAGUUUUGCCAUGGCCUCCCACACCAGUGACCAGCCCUACGACUGCCCUGGAAAUGUGAAGCGAACUAAUUCCCAAUGA
Messenger RNA from Leucoraja erinaceus (little skate), 1520 nucleotides. Its product is annotated as zinc finger protein 501-like. The record is from RefSeq and is a predicted model, not a curated record. Lineage: Eukaryota; Metazoa; Chordata; Chondrichthyes; Rajiformes; Rajidae. The transcript is spliced from 2 exons. The coding region runs from base 288 to 1520 and encodes 410 amino acids. Gene Ontology annotation, cellular component: nucleus. Gene Ontology annotation, biological process: regulation of transcription by RNA polymerase II; central nervous system development. Gene Ontology annotation, molecular function: DNA-binding transcription factor activity, RNA polymerase II-specific; RNA polymerase II cis-regulatory region sequence-specific DNA binding.